This is a messenger RNA of Schistosoma bovis, 280 nucleotides long. Lineage: Eukaryota; Metazoa; Platyhelminthes; Trematoda; Strigeidida; Schistosomatidae. The record is from the annotation of a GenBank genome assembly.
AUGAUAAAUACUAGUGAAGAACUUCAGAAGUUUGUUAGUUAUAUUGUAUCAGCCACAAAAAUGGGUAUAUCAAUGACACCAAUUAAAAAUAUUAGCAAAUAUGACUUACUGAGCAUUCCUAAAAAUUGGCACGAAAAUUUUUAUUUGGAAAUGAAUGCUGAAGUAAAUGCUCAACUGGAAUCAAUCGCUAGACGUAUUCUAACUGAAGAAGAAAUAAAUAACAGCAGUUGGAACUUUUAUGAAUCAGUAUUUUUUGUGAUAACAGUUAUUACAACUAUAG